AUGAGGGUCAAAACACUUGUUGACAAGCAUAGUUGUGGCAUUGUUUUGGACAAUAAAAAGCUGACCUCAACUUGGCUUGCAAAGCACUUUUGGGGGAAAUUUAGGCUAAAUCUGAGUAUGGAAUGCAAUACAUUUAGGGAGAUGACUACAAAGACGAAGUACUCACAUGUGUCUAGCUGGACAUUUUACAGAGCCAAGACAAAAGCAAGGAAGAUGUUGGAAGGGUCUGUCAAGGAACAAUACGCCAUUCUUGAUGAUUACUGUAAAGGGUUGUUGGCUACCAAUCUUGGCUCUACUGUGAACUUGAAAACUGAUUUGGUUAAUGGGAGAAGGACAUUUCAGCGUAUUUAUAUUUGUCUUAAGGCAUGUAGAGAUGACUGGUUGGGGGGUUGUAGACCUCUAAUUGGUCUUGAUGGCUGCUUUUUAAAAGGAUAUUGUAGGGGCACUUUAUUGGCUGCAGUAGGCAUUGAAGGUAAUAACUCCAUGUUUCCCAUUGCCUACUGUGUUGCUGAAAAGGAAAACACUGAGGUUUGGACUUGGUUCUUGGAGCUAUUGAAGGAUGAUCUUGGGAAUUUGAGUCCUACCAAGGUGACAAUGAUGAGGGAUCGUAAAAAAGGAUUAGAAAAUGCAGUGGGAGCCAUCUUUAGUGGGUGUGAGGAAUAUCCUGGUCUUUUACUUCAGCAACUUUUGUGGGCAGCAGCUAAUACUACAACACAAGCUGAGUUUGCUCGAGCAAUGCAAAGAGUCAAGGAUGUCUCGGAUGAUGCUUACAAUUGGCUAGCAGGGAAGAACCCCAUAGAAUGGAGUAAGUCACAUAUUUCAGAGUACCCAAAAUGUGACAUUUUGGUGAAUAAUUUGUGUGAGAGUUUCAAUGCAGCCAUACUUGAUGCUCGCGACAAGCCAAUUAUAACUUUACUAGAGAAAAUUAGAUUUUGGUUGAUGUCUCGAUUUUAUAACAAAAUAGUUGAGUUGAAUAAGAUGACUCAACCUAUGGGGAAGAGAAUUUUGAAGAUAAUUGAGAAGCAAAAAGAGGUUGCAAAGCAUUGUCUGGUUACUUGGUCUGACAAGUUUCAGUUUCAGGUUCAAAGUAGCAAUGGUAGUGCCUUGGUUGUCGAUUUGGAAUUCAGAACUUGUACAUGUAGGAGAUUUCAACUAUCUGGGCUUCCUUGUGGCCAUGCACUAGCUACUAUCUGGUUCAUGGGAGUUAUGUGGCCUCAGACAGGACUCAACCCAAUUGAUCCACCACCUGAGACGAUGCUGCCUGGAAGACCUAAGAAAGCUAGGAGAAGGGAGACAGAUGAACCUCCACCUGCUUUAUAG
Messenger RNA from Humulus lupulus (European hop), 1320 nucleotides. RefSeq lists its product as uncharacterized. Gene Ontology annotation, molecular function: zinc ion binding. The coding region runs from base 1 to 1320 and encodes 439 amino acids. The record is from RefSeq and is a predicted model, not a curated record. The transcript is spliced from 3 exons. NCBI's taxonomy places the organism in Eukaryota, Viridiplantae, Streptophyta, Magnoliopsida, Rosales, Cannabaceae.